Helianthus annuus (common sunflower) is the source of this 1702-nucleotide messenger RNA. Its product is annotated as cytochrome P450 703A2. Gene Ontology annotation, molecular function: monooxygenase activity; heme binding; iron ion binding. Bases 22 to 1578 code for a protein of 518 amino acids. Lineage: Eukaryota; Viridiplantae; Streptophyta; Magnoliopsida; Asterales; Asteraceae. The transcript has a single exon. The record is from RefSeq and is a predicted model, not a curated record.
CUCUUAGUGAAUUAAGAAGUGAUGGACCUCCAAUCUUUUAUUAGUGUCCUUGCGUUUAUUGUUGUAUCAAGAGUUAUACAAUUAUGGUAUGUUCAACAAAGGGUCACUCAAAACACGACUCAUAGACUCCCACCAGGUCCACCAAGGUGGCCCAUAGUUGGAAAUCUUCUCCAACUUGGGCCGCUGCCUCAUAGAGACCUGGCUUCUUUCUGUGAACGUUAUGGACCUUUGGUUUAUCUACGUUUGGGGAAAGUGGAUGCCAUCACCACCAAUGACCCUAACAUCAUCCGCGAGAUACUUGUUAAACAAGAUGAUGUUUUCGCAUCCCGACCUCAAACCCUAGCCGCGGUUCACUUAGCUUACAAUUGCGGUGAUGUCGCACUAGCACCUUUCGGCCCUCGUUGGAAAUGGAUGCGAAGGAUAUGCAUGGAACAACUUCUCACAACAAAGAGACUCGAAUCGUUCGCGAAGCAACGCGCAUCCGAAGCCCAACAUUUGGUACAAGAUGUAUGGGCCUUGUCUCAAGCCAAUGGCCCAAUUAACCUAAGAGAAGUUUUAGGUGGUUUCUCUAUGAACAAUGUGACCCGAAUGUUGUUAGGUAAACAAUACUUCGGGUCAGGCUCAGCCGGGCCGAAAGAGGCCAUGGAGUUUAUGCACAUAACCCAUGAGCUCUUUUGGCUACUAGGCUUGAUCUAUUUGGGCGAUUAUCUACCAUUUUGGCGAUGGAUCGACCCGUAUGGUUGUGAGAAGAAAAUGAGAGAAGUGGAGAAAAGGGUGGAUGAUUUUCACAUGAAAAUCAUUGAAGAACAUAGGCAAAGAAAGAAGAAUGGAGAACAAAAAGAUGAAGGAAUUAUGGACUUUGUUGAUGUUUUAUUAUCUUUGCCAGGUGAAGAUAGUAAAGAUCAUAUGGAUGAUAGACAAAUCAAAGCUCUAGUUCAAGAUAUGAUAGCUGCGGCAACAGAUACUUCAGCGGUAACUAACGAAUGGGCAAUGGCUGAAGUAAUCAAACAUCCACACGUUCUUCGAAAGAUCCAAGAAGAGCUAGACAACGUUGUAGGCCCUGACCGUAUGGUCUCGGAGUCAGAUUUGUCGAAUCUGAACUACCUACGAUGCGUGGUUCGAGAAACCUUUCGUAUGCACCCAGCGGGACCGUUUCUCAUCCCACAUGAGUCACUACGUGCCACGGAGAUCAAUGGCUAUUACAUUCCUGCCAAGACCAGAGUGUUCAUUAACACUCAUGGUCUUGGGCGGAACACUGUCUUAUGGGAUGACAUUAAUGUGUUCCACCCAGAACGACAUUUGACUAGUGACGGAUCUCGAGUGGAGAUUAGUCACGGAGACGAUUUCAAAAUCUUACCGUUUAGUGCGGGGAAGAGGAAGUGUCCGGGCGCACCACUUGGCGUGACACUUGUUUUGAUGGCGUUGGCUCGACUUUUCCAUUGCUUUGAUUGGAGCCCACCCGAUGGCUUGAAAUGUGAGGAUAUAGAUACACAAGAAAUAUAUGGUAUGACGAUGCCUAAAGCCAAACCGUUAAUGGCCGUUGCAAAGCCCCGUUUAGCAAGUCAUAUGUAUCAAUGACGAAACAAUAAUUAAUAAACUAGAAAGAAAACUAUUUGCAACUGGAGCAUUCAACUUUUAUAUAAGAAGUGACAAAAAAUAAAUUGAAUUUUGCAAUUUUAAUUGUUACUAUUGAAUUUCCAUA